AUGGACUACGAAACAGAUAAAAUUCUAAGGGAUAAAGAGUAUGGAGGAGACUAUCCUGAUAAUGAGAGGCUGUUGGAGAAAGCACCUAUUUAUGAGCAAAGUAUUAAUGAGGAAGAACAAAUUUUCUUGGAAUGGAAAGACCUAAAUUUCUUUGUCCCAUAGAAAAAGAAGCAUUUCUUCUCAAGGGGUCCAGUGGAAUAAUAGAAUACUAUUGUUCAAGAAAAUACUGCAUUAAAUUUUGGCACUACAUAAUAAACUCCUUAGUAAUCUUCAAAGAAUAUAACCUAAGAAUCAGAGAGUGAUGUAUUCCCUGAUGAUAAGGUUAACAUGACACAUAUAUUGAAACAUAACUCAGGAUUUGCAAGACCAGGAGAGAUUAUGGCUAUUAUGGGUCCUAGUGGAUCAGGUAAGACUAGUCUCUUAAAUAUCCUUUCACAAAGACAUACCCUAAGCAAAGGAAGUAUUGUUUCAGGUAAAGUAGCAGCAAAUGGUCGUUUGCUAGAUAAGAGUGAUUUCGGUAAAUUCGCAGCUUUUGUUUAAUAGGAUGACGUAUUGAUGAUAACAUUUACCCCUGAAGAAUUAUUUAAAUUUGCUGCUAGACUAAGGACAAACUAAUCAAAAGAGCAAAUUGACGAUUUAGUUGAAAGCGUUAUUCAUAGACUUAGGCUGUAGAACUGUAGGAAAACUUUAGUAGGAGGGUUUUUCCUGAAAGGACUUUCAGGAGGAGAAAGAAAAAGAACCUCAAUUGGUUACGAACUUAUCACCAAUCCUAAUCUACUGCUGCUAGACGAACCAACAAGCGGAUUAGACUCUUCAACAGCGCUUUAAAUCAUAAAACUGUUAAAAAAAGAGGCAAAGAAGGGUAUGAAUGUCAUUUGCACUAUCCAUUAACCAUCUUCGGAAUUAUUUAUGUAGUUUGACAGACUUAUGAUGCUUUCUGAAGGAUUCAGUAUAUAUAAUGGGCCAGCAAGUAGGCUACAGAACUUUUUAAGUGAGGUCAAUAUGAGAUUACCAAGAUUUACAAAUCCUUCAGAUUACCUAAUUAAGAUAGCUGUAGAUCCUAAAAUGAUUAAUACUGAGGUAUCUACUUCCUUACUGACUGCAAAGUCUAAUGCAUAAUAUUCUGAAGAAAGAGCUUAAUUAUAAAACUUCAAUAAUAGAGGCCUUAAGAUUACGAUGAUAGGAGAACAAAGAUCUGCUUCUUUCUUCCUUCAGUUUAGAUUAGUUUAUUACAGGACUCUUCUUUAUAUUCUUAGAAAUCCAAGAGCUCUCUACGGUUUAUUUGGUAUUUCACUUUUCAUGGCCUUCCUGAUUUCAUCUAUCUAUCAUGACAUAGGCUCCUAAGAAUUUAGCAUAUUUGAAUCACUUAAGUCAAAUGAGCAAGUAGUAUUCAACUGGCUUGGAUAUGUAUUCUAUAGUAGUGUUGACUAGUUCAUUUGUAUGGCAAUGGCAUAGAUUCUUUAAGUGCCAAUAAUCAUGCCAGUUUAUCACAGAGAAAAGAAAUCUAAUAUGUAUUCAGGUAGCGCCUUUUACUUAGGCACCUUACUUUGCUCAAUGACUACCUUGCUAUUUUAUCCUUUCUGUGUGGGAAUAAUUACAUUUUACUUCAUUAAAUUUGAUGACAGUUCAGCUGAAAAUCUAUUCAGAUGGCUGAGUAUUUUAUUUAUAUAGUCUCUAAAUGGAUCCUGCUUUGGUUUUAUGCUUGGGGCGAUAUUUAACAGUGAUUAGCAAGCUAUUUUGGUAGUUAAUCUAUUUAUGAUUUUAUUCAAUCUUGGAGCUGGAUCCUUUUCUAAUCUAAAUAAUGUCAACUUUGUGGGUAAAUUCCUUGGAUGGAUCUCACCAAUGAGAUAUACAUGUGAGCUACUUUUUAGAAGACUUAUUAGUAAGAGGAUUUAUAAAGACUACGUCUUUGAAAAAUUUAGCUACACCUAUGGAGAAAAGGAAUGCUAUAUAGUCUUAUGUUCAAUGACAAUUUUAUUCUUUGUAGCAGGUUGGCUCACUGUCAUUAUAAAAUCUCGACUAAUGUGA
Stylonychia lemnae is the source of this 2028-nucleotide messenger RNA. NCBI's taxonomy places the organism in Eukaryota, Ciliophora, Spirotrichea, Sporadotrichida, Oxytrichidae. The record is from the annotation of a GenBank genome assembly.